Chlamydomonas reinhardtii is the source of this 2771-nucleotide messenger RNA. RefSeq lists its product as uncharacterized. NCBI's taxonomy places the organism in Eukaryota, Viridiplantae, Chlorophyta, Chlorophyceae, Chlamydomonadales, Chlamydomonadaceae. The record is from RefSeq and is a predicted model, not a curated record. The transcript has 14 exons. Bases 25 to 2319 code for a protein of 764 amino acids.
CCGCAGCCGCCGCCACCGCUGCAGAUGGCGGGGCUUGGCGGCCGCGGCCGCGACUUGGGGCCGCUGCACCAGCACAAACAGCAAGUUACAGCACCCUCGGCGUUACAGGCCCCUCGACGGCAAGUGGGGCCGCGGCCACACGGACCCACCGCAGUAAGGAGAACGGAGCUCGGCAGUCACAUCACUCACCGCAGCUGCAGAGGCGGAGGCGGCAGCAGAGGCUGCGUUGGCGAAAGGGCGAUCGCUACCGGCGGCGGCAGCUCUGUCAGCAGCAGGGGGCUGACUGCGGCCGCCGCCGCCGCCGCCACCGCUGCCGCCGCGGGAAAACGUUAUGCUGGCAAGGCGGCUGCCCCUAGUGAGCCCCUUGGCAGCGGCGGCGGCAGCAGUGGCGGCGGCGGCGGCUGGUCAUGGCGGAGGAGGUGGCGGCGGCACCAGCAGCGGCAACAGGCGGCGCUGCUGCUGGUCGUGGCGGCGGCGGUGGCGUCCCAACUUGCACAGGCCUACGACCUGCGCUCGCUGCAGCAGCAGCUGCCCGCCUUCUCCAGCCCGCUGCCGGUGCUGGUGCUAGCGGCAGAUCGCCCGCUGCCCAACGAGCCCAAGGCGCCCGCAGCACUGCUGGUCAGCGGCUGCGGGCCCGGGGGCGGUGGCGGUGGCGGAAGCGAUGGUGGUGGGGGUGGGAGUGGAGGCGAUGGGCGUGGAAGCGAUGGUGGUGGUGGGGGCGCGGCUCGCAAGUUGGCUGAAAGCUCGGGUGGCGGAGCCGCCGAGAGCAAUGCUACCGCGACGUCUGCAGCUGCUGGCGGCGGUACGGGCGGCUUGGACGGGUCGGGCUGGGGCUGGGGCUGCUGCCUGGGCUGUGGCCUGGCGCCGCAGUACGCGGGCGCCGCUGCCGCCGAGCUGCGCGGGCGGUCCUCCCAGGCAGUGGACAAGAAGAGCUUCGCGCUGGAGCUUCAGGGACCGGACGGCAAGCAGUCUCAGGAGGUGUCGCUGCUUGGAAUGCCCGCCGCCUCCGACUGGGUGCUGUCCAGCCUCGCACUGGACCGCUCGCUAGUCCGCGACGCGCUGGCGUUCACCCUGGCUCGUGCCCAAGGCCGCUGGGCCCCCCACUGCGUGUUUGUGGAGCUGUUCCUGGUCACGGACGGCUCCAGCACCCUGGACACAGACCGGCACUACAGGGGGGUGUAUGCGCUGACGGAGCCCAUCGCGCGGGGUCGGGGGCGGCUGGAGCUGCAGCCGAUGCUACAGCCGGAGGCCGCCGGAGCCAACCCCUCCGCCGGCGGCCUCAUCCUCGAGCUGUCCAACGCCGCCGCCACACAGUGGUGGGCAGCGGAGCUGGGCGAGCAGCUGCCGGCGCCCGUGGCGCGGCUGGGGCCCACACGGGUGGACUUCAAGUACCCCAAGGCAGAGCGCGCCCCGUCUAGCGUGUGGGGCUAUGCCGCAAGCCAGGUGUCGGCACUGGCGGCCGCCGCCAACGCCCACGACAAUGGCGGCGGCGGCGGCGGCGGGCCGAGCCGGCAGCGGUUGGCGGGCGCCGCCGACGUGUCCUCCCUGGUUGACUUCCUGCUGCACACGGAACUGGCGUGUGACUAUGAUGGAUACGUGUCCAGCGUCUUCUUCUACAAGGACGCCGGCAAGCCGCUGACGGCGGGGCCGGUGUGGGACAAGAACCUGGCAUUCGGAAACGAGGCCGAGGUGACCUCGCCCAGCGGCUGCGGCUGGCGCUACGCCGCCGCCGCCGUACAGAACAGCGGCGCGGCGGCGCAGUGGUACGGCGAGCUGGCGCGGGCGGCCUGGUGGCGGGCGGAGGUGGCGGAGCGCUGGAGGCAGCUGCGCAGCCCUCAAGGCGGCGCCUGGUCAGACUCGGCACUGGCGGCGGCGGUGGACGGGCUCCGAUGGCAGCUGCAGGCGGGGGAUGGGGCAGGCGGCGGCAGUGGUGGCGGUGGCGAAGCACCAGCGGUGGCACGCAACGCGCGGCGCUGGCCGCCGCAAUUGGUGCGCUCGGGUCAGCGAUUUGUGACGCUGCCGCCCGCGAGGGGGUCGUGGCAGGACGAGGUGGCGGCUGUGCGCUCCUGGCUGCUGGCGCGUGCGGCCUGGAUGGACGGCAUGCUACUGCCGCGAGGAGGAGGGGGCGGUGGGGGAGGAGGUGGGGGUGGAGGAGGAGGUGGGGGAGGAGGAGGAGGUGGGGGUGGAGGAGGAGGUGAUGGUGAGGGUGUGCAGCUGUGGGCGCCUGCCCAGCCCAACCUUGUGAGCGGUGUGGUGGGGGCGGUCAUGGCGGGGCGGCCGGUCACUCGGGCCUUCCGCGAGGGGCUGGGGCUGCGGUAGGUAUAGCAGGGUGGCUGUGGCCUGUGGCCUGUUGGUUGUAGCUGUUGGUUGUAGCUGUGGGCUGUAGCUGUGGGCUGUAGCUGUGGGCUGUAGCUGUGGGCUGUAGCUGUGGGCUGUAGCUGUGGGCUGUAGCUGUGGGCUGUAGCUGUGGGCUGUAGCUGUGGGCUGUAGCUGUUGGCUGUAGCUGGGGGCUGCGGUAGCCUGACAAGUGAUGGCUGCACAUAGAGGGUGCCUUCGGCUGGUCGCUAAUAAUGAGUUGCAAGCUGGCCGCGGCGGCUGUGUGCUGUUUGGCUGUGGGCUGUACAUGGGUGGGCUGUGAGGCCCUCGCCCACAUGUUGCCACGUCGCUGGGGGUUAGGCUGGAUGAGGAAUGGACAGGCGGGCCGUGCGGUCAUGCGCCGCCGUGUACGUUGCACAAGUCUAGGUUGGUCAGCUAAUCAGCUAUGCUCUGAG